Porites evermanni is the source of this 414-nucleotide messenger RNA. Lineage: Eukaryota; Metazoa; Cnidaria; Anthozoa; Scleractinia; Poritidae. The record is from the annotation of a GenBank genome assembly.
AUGAUCUAUAGGUUGCUGUAUUUUGACAAGAUAUAUCUGUAUGCUAAAAAUCUGCAACAAAGCAAGUAUGAGCAUUUACUAGACUUAUUCGAACCUAUUAGUGAAGAAGCUGGUUAUCCCAUUAUUGAAGCAAGCAAUGAUAAAAUAAUUCAUAACUGGAUGCCAUGUGAUAAUCAAAAGCUAGUCAUUUUCGAUGAUUAUCUCAAUACAGGAACAAAGAAUGAUGUUGAAAUCAGGAAUUAUUAUACCAAUUCCAGAAAUAAAAACUGCAGCUGUAUCUAUUUAUCUCAAAGCUAUUAUGGCACUGAUAAAAUAAUCCGAUUAAAUUGCACACAUCAUUGUAUCUUUGAAUUUCCUUCCAGCAAUGAGCAAAAUAUGAUAUGCAGAGAGCAUGGGAUCAGCAAAUCUCACUAA